Messenger RNA from Medioppia subpectinata, 858 nucleotides. The record is from the annotation of a GenBank genome assembly. NCBI's taxonomy places the organism in Eukaryota, Metazoa, Arthropoda, Arachnida, Sarcoptiformes, Oppiidae.
AUGUUCAUCAUAAUUAAAUUCGUGCUAAUUACCACGCUGAUUCAAUUCAUAUCAUGUGAAAUAAUAGAGAGUUUCGAUAACUGCGGUCAACCGUAUAAACAAGUUCCCAAAGAUGGUGUGUCCGAAUACGGUUGGUUGGCACAGGUAUGGCGGCUUAAACCUGAUGCCGACAAACUGCCCGAAAAAGAAAAAUAUAAGGACAACCAGUGUAUGGCCAGCAUUAUAUCCGACAAUUGGCUGUUGGGUGCGGCCAGUUGUCUACCUUUAAAGAAUAGUCAAUAUGCUAUAAAAAUGGUAAACUUACCUGAGAAAUUCUAUCAAGUGGAUAAAAUAGUAAAAUCGCCUGAAUACAACCCAACCCUGGGCGCCGGGUACGACCUAGCUUUAAUCAAGCUAAAAAGCGGUCUACAGUUGCACUAUAACGAUGAAAAAGUAAGGGCCAUAUGCUUAUCCGACUUCGGGACAGGGCCGGAAGAUCGGUCCCAGGUCAAAGUGACCACUGAUUGCCUAUUACAUAACUACGGGCCGCUAGAUGAACAAGUUCCUGAUAAAGCCAGGACCUUAGUAAAAGAUUCAAUUCACAUGGCCGAAGCCACUGAUUGUGAAAAAGUUUACCAUAAGCUUUUCAAAGAGCCAGUUAUGUUUUGCUCGAAUAAGGCGAUAUAUGAGGGUAAUAACGGGGCGCCCAUAACCUGUCCCGAUGAUAACUAUGAUGGUACAACUCAUUUCUUGUCAGCCAUCGCUUCCUGGGGUAGAAAAAAGGCUGUAUAUCCUACAGUCAAGUUUGAGGUGUACACCAAGUUGAUUGAUGGCUAUUAUAUUACCUGGAUUAAUAAUACUAUUCAUGCCAAGAAUUAA